UAACAAAACAGAGUCGACUCAUCGAAGUUUGUGAAAAGUUUCUUGCUAGUUAUGUUAGGAAAGUGGCGAAUUUAUAAGCACAUAUGGCAAUAAAUAUAACGUUUUAUUAUGAAGUUGUAGAAUAAAACUGAAAUUYUAUUUACCGUCCGAGUCGAAGUAUCGAAACGGGGAAUAAAACGCAUUGUUCGAACUGGACCGCCUAACAAGGCUGCCGAGGAGAGCUGUGGUGGCACUGACAAGGCAAGCCAAACUCAAACAGUAGGAGAAAUGCAGCCUCGUGGACUGACGGGCAACUCUGUCUGAGGAUCUCUGUCUGGGGCUGUGGUCAUGUCUCUGGACAGACUAACAGUCGAAGGACAAACAACCUUACAAAAAAAGGGAAUAUUAGGAUUUUCCAACAAUUCUUGUUGUGAAGGUUCAGACCACUUCUCCUAGGUCCAUCAGAUGUUUUUUGACUUAGUUUUUUCAUUAUCACAAUUUUUCGGAUUAACUGGGAUCGUCCCACUUYCGAUCUUAAAUGGAUUCCGUUGGCUCUUUGGUUAGCAUUCAAGAUGAGGACCAGUCCUAUCGUGUCCGAUACAGGAUGGAGGCGUCUUGUCUGGAGCUGGCCCUGGAGGGGGAGCGGCUCUGUAAGGUGGACGACUACAGCGCAGGGGUGUCCUUCUUCGAGGCGGCCAUCCAGGUUGGCACUGAGGACCUGCAGGUGCUGAGUGCCAUCUAUAGCCAGCUGGGCAACGCCUACUUCCACCUGCAUGAUUACGGCAAGGCCUUGGAGUUCCACCAUCAUGACCUCACCUUGACCAGGACCAUCAGGGACCAGCAGGGAGAAGCAAAAGCCAGUGGUAAUCUAGGCAACACGCUAAAGGUGUUGGGUAGAUUUGAUGAGGCUUUGGUCUGCUGUCAGAGGCACUUAGACAUCGCCGUGGACCUGCACGACAAGGUGGGGCAGGCGAGGGCGCUGUAUAACUUUGGGAACGUGUAUCAUGCCAAAGGCAAGGCCAUCUGUUGGAGUGGAGCGGAGCCCGGAGAGUUCCCRGAGGAGGUCAUGACUGCACUUAGGAAAGCAGCGGAAUACUAUGAAGCAAACUUAUCCAUAGUGAAGGAGCUUGGAGAUUGUGCCGCCCAGGGCCGAACAUACGGUAACCUUGGCAACACACACUACCUGUUAGGAGACUUCCGGAAUGCAGUGGCCUCACAUGAACAGCGCCUCCAGAUUGCCAAGGAGUUUGGCGACCGCUCGGCYGAGAGAAGGGCCUACUGCAACCUGGGGAACGCCUAUAUCUUUCUGGGGGAAUUUGAAGUGGCAGCCGAGCAUUACAAGAGGACUCUGCAGCUGGCCAGACUGCUGAAGGACCGGGCUGUAGAGGCUCAGGCCUGUUACAGUCUGGGAAACACCUARACAUUGCUCCAGGACUACGAUAGGGCCAUAGACUACCACCUCAAACACCUCAUCAUCGCACAGGACCUCAACGACAGGAUCGGUGAGGGCCGGGCGUGUUGGAGUUUAGGGAARGCUCACACAGCCCUGGGGAACCAUGACCAAGCCAUGCACUUUGCUGAGAAACACCUGGAGAUCUCCAAAGAGACUGGGGACCGGAGUGGAGAGCUCACAGCCCGUAUGAACGUGUCAGACCUGCAGAUGGUCCUGGGGCUGAGCUAUAGAACCAACGACUCCACCCUGUCUGAGAACCCCAUCAAGGACAUCGACUACAAGCUGCACGGGGCCAGGCCCAGGAUGGGCAGACGGCACAGCAUGGAAAACCUGGAGCUUAUGAAACUCACCCCAGACAAGAUCAACGCUCAGAAGUGGACCAGUGACAUCCUGACCAAGCAGUCUAAACCCASCCUGGCUAAGAGCUCCUCUAAGAUGUUCUUCGUCAGCCGUCUGCGGAGCAAGAAGCACAAGGCUGGGGGCUCCAGUAAAGUCCUGCAGGACACCAGUAACACCUCACAGACCCCCGCACAGGGACCACAGAAGAUCAUAAUAAAGUAUUUAAUUCUCACUCAGAGGGCCAGUCCAGACAUGCUCGGGGACGAGGGCUUCUUUGACCUGCUGAGUCGUUUCCAGAGCAACAGGAUGGACGACCAGCGCUGUUCCAUACAGGACAAGAGCUCCUCUGACUCUCCAGCCAGAGCCAUGAGGAAAUCUGUGUCWGAGUCAGCGGCUGUAACAGGCCUGGGUUCUGGGUCUGGUUCCCAGGGUUGCCGGUUAGAGGACGGUGGAGGUGCUGGGGGUAGUUUGCCCGUCCUUCGGGUCCACCAGAACAAAAGCCAGGCUGUCCUCAGCCACCUGAUGGCCAAUGCAGAUGACGCUGAGCCUGACGAUGACUUCUUCAACAUGCUCGUCAAGUGCCAGGGUUCCCGUCUGGAUGACCAGCGCUGCGCCCCUCCCCCGGCACGUGGCCCCACUGUCCCAGACGAGGACUUCUUCAGCCUCAUCAUGAGGUCCCAGGCCAAACGCAUGGACGAGCAGCGGGUCACCCUGCCCUCUGCAGCACGGCCAUGCUCCAACUGAGCCUUGCCCAAGGAGAGGGCCCCCGAUGGCGGGGUGAAAACCCAGGAGAGUGGGCCUCUCUGGAGGUGAACAGUGUGGAAGAGGAAGGGUGUUUUGUAUUUGUCCACGACAUUGAUGCUAUUUUACAUUGAAAAGUUAGUCUAUGGUCUUUUCUCUCCGUAGCAGAGACUGUGUUGUUGGUAAUCAUCGAUAAUCCUGCCCAUGGUGGGAUUCAGAAGCCUCAUGUUUCCCAGUUGAAAGCACUGCUAGCAUUAAUGUAGGUGCCUAUAGGGAACCACAGUGGAACAGUCAGGAACUCUAAAAGAAACCCACUGAAGGGUUCUGGAAUAUGGAACCAUCUUUCCUUAUGGGGAAUACUCGACCUUGCACUCUAUUGGACAUGUUGUGAAACUGCACAGACAAACAUGAUGCCCUGAACCUACUCAUCUUAUGUUAAUUAUGUACUCCAUAGAAUUUUACUACCAUCACCUGAAAAUGUAUCUUUAGAUAUGA
Molecule: messenger RNA, 3007 nt
Organism: Salvelinus sp. IW2-2015
Lineage: Eukaryota; Metazoa; Chordata; Actinopteri; Salmoniformes; Salmonidae
Product: G-protein-signaling modulator 2-like
Biological process (GO): establishment of mitotic spindle orientation
Cellular component (GO): cell cortex
Molecular function (GO): G-protein alpha-subunit binding; GDP-dissociation inhibitor activity
Source: RefSeq, a predicted model, not a curated record